Messenger RNA from Teleopsis dalmanni, 424 nucleotides. Its product is annotated as probable salivary secreted peptide. Bases 45 to 401 code for a protein of 118 amino acids. NCBI's taxonomy places the organism in Eukaryota, Metazoa, Arthropoda, Insecta, Diptera, Diopsidae. The transcript has 2 exons. The record is from RefSeq and is a predicted model, not a curated record.
UUGCUCGAAUCCAGUUACAUUCAAGCGAUAGUUAAAGUGAAAUCAUGAAGUGUGCUUUUGUGUUGUUCUUGGUUUCGUGUGCCUUGGUGGCCCAAACAUAUGCUGGCAAUAACUACGAAUGGGGCCAGAAGGGCAAUAAUGAUUGGCUUAUUGCCGAGGACACCGUACAAAAAGCGUUUAUUGUGGGAAUAAGUGUUAGCAAAAAAUAUGUAUUUAAACAGAAAGACUCAAACAACGCCUACACAAUCACUGCCAUUGUGAUCACAGACAAAAACUCUAAGAAUGGCACUACAGCUGAGCUAUUGAGCGGAGGUCCCGGCUCUAAAGGUGCCACAAUUCAAUUCAAAUCAGGCAAGGGCGCAGGCAUUAAGGAUGUAGUUAAAAUAUAUGCACGUUAUUAAUUUAUAAUCUAUAAUUAACAUAA